CGGCCAUUUCAUUGAGUUCCUAUUCGUACUCCUCAGAUGAUUCAGACAGACAAAAGUCCGACCAUAAAAGAUCGAGACCAGCUGUACAAGAUGAUAAUCUCGCAGUUGUUCUACGAUGGUCACCAACAGCUCGCGGUGCAGCUGAUCGGCGCCGUGAAACUUCAGCAAGCCUGUCCGCCAUCCGACAGACUUCAGCAUGUUGUGCAACUUGGACUACAAACGGAAGCGGAUCAGAAAGGGCACCAGAUCCUCACAGGAUGUGGGCCGCAAGAUUUGUACUCCUUGGGACCGGGUCUUGACUUGGAGUACGAAACCGAGUCAUCGAUGAUGGUACCUGAGCCGGCACAAUACGAGACGAUCUACGUCACAUCACACAAAGCUCAGUGCCGCGCCGGGGCUUUCAACGCGGAUGGGACGCUCAUAGCCACAGGCUCCGUCGAUGCGUCGAUCAAAGUGCUCGACGUCGAGCGUAUGCUCGUGAAAAGUGCGGCCGCGCCUUCGGAGGGUCAGAACGAGACCAUCCAGCAGCAAAUGGAGACUCACCCGGUCAUUAGGACGCUGUACGAUCACAUAGAAGAAGUGACCACGCUAGCUUUUCACCCCAAAGAGCAAGUCCUCGUCUCGGGCUCGAGGGACUUCACGAUUAAAAUCUUCGACUACUCCAAACCUUCGGCGAAACGCGCUCACAAAACAAUUCAAGAAUCGGAACACGUCAACUUCGUCUCAUUCCAUCCCGGCGGUAAUUACAUGCUGGCUGCCGUGAAUCACCCCGUGGUCCGAUUGUACGACGUGAACACAGCGCAGUGCUUUGUUUCAUCGGUGCCGGACGAUCAGCACAAAGGAGUUGUCAACAUGGUAAACUGGUCGAAGACAGGGCAAAUGUACGCGUCAUGCUCAGCCGACGGGUCGAUCAAGAUCUGGGAUGGUGUUUCCAACAAAUGCGUCUGCACGUUCACUCAAGCGCACGAGGGAUCGGAAGUUUGUUCCGUAUACUUCACGCGCAACGGCAAAUAUGUGCUCUCGUCCGGAAAAGAUUCCGUUGUGAAAUUGUGGGAGCUCUCUGUGAGCCGCUGCCUCAUCGCCUACACCGGAGCCGGCGCGACAGGCAAACAAGAGUACUGCGCUCAAGCCGUACUGAAUCACUCCGAGGACUACAUCCUUUUCCCGGACGAGAAAACCCUGUCUCUCUGUUCCUGGGAUUCGCGAAAUGCGGAACGGCAACAACUUCUGAGUCUCGGCCACAACUCAACGGUCAGAUACUUCUGUCACUCGCCGACAAAACCCGCGUUUCUCACUUGCUCCGAUGAUUACCGUGCGCGGUACUGGUUCCGUCGUACAGAAAUAAGCAAUAAGUAGCCGGGAAGUGGGAUUCAUUGUAUACUCUCAUAAAAUCUGUAAAUUUCCUGGAACGGUCGAAUACGCGAUCGUUCGAACGAAUAAAAUAUA
Messenger RNA from Galendromus occidentalis (western predatory mite), 1446 nucleotides. Its product is annotated as cleavage stimulation factor subunit 1. Bases 37 to 1356 code for a protein of 439 amino acids. Gene Ontology annotation, molecular function: RNA binding; protein binding. Gene Ontology annotation, biological process: mRNA 3'-end processing. NCBI's taxonomy places the organism in Eukaryota, Metazoa, Arthropoda, Arachnida, Mesostigmata, Phytoseiidae. The transcript has 5 exons. Gene Ontology annotation, cellular component: mRNA cleavage stimulating factor complex. The record is from RefSeq and is a predicted model, not a curated record.